Messenger RNA from Balaenoptera ricei (Rice's whale), 3551 nucleotides. RefSeq names its product transmembrane protein 8B (gene TMEM8B). The record is from RefSeq and is a predicted model, not a curated record. NCBI's taxonomy places the organism in Eukaryota, Metazoa, Chordata, Mammalia, Artiodactyla, Balaenopteridae. The transcript is spliced from 11 exons. The coding region runs from base 1088 to 3073 and encodes 661 amino acids. Gene Ontology annotation, cellular component: plasma membrane.
GAAUGCUCCCGUCCACAAUAAAGGAGGUGUUAGACAUGCACGUUAUACAGUUUAAGGAAGGAGCACAUCUUAACUAGAGAAGUCAUGUCCACUGAUCUUUUAGUUAGGGCAACAGCAAGCAAAACGUGGAAGAAAGUGUUUCUUCCCUCUGGACUGUGUAGUAAGGACAGGGGCCGUCUCCCGAGUGUGAGUCCCCACCCUUAGGGCUCAUUCACCACAAGAUUAUUGUGGUGGUGAUUCCUACAUUAGGAAGUGGGGUCAAUGAAAUAACUCGUGAGAGUAUUUCUGGUCCUUAGGGCUUGACACAAAAGAUGAGGGACAUCUGCUUUGGAUAUCAGAGAUGGAGGUCUCUGAGCAACGAGGUGGGUUCAGGAGCUCUCUGAAGGGACCUCUUUUUGACACCUGUUCUUUAACUCAACAGAUAUUUUCUAGCACCUAGUAUGUGCCAGGUGGUGUGCUAGGUAUUGAGGGUGCAGUGAUGCAAAAGGUACAGGAAAAUUCCAGGCAGAGGGUAAGGAGAUAUUCCGGCCUGGCAUCCACCAAGGCCCCCUUCCAACCUUGUGGAGCUUUGCUAGAAGUCAGCAAACAAACAAACAGACAAAACAAAACAAAAAAAAGUCAGCAAACAAGCCUUGGCUGGCUUUUUCCAUGGCAUGGAACUCAGUGGGAUGUCAAAGCCUGGAAUUCUUGUCCCAGGUCAAGGCUAAUGGUAUGUCUUGGUCAGAAUAACCACAUAAGUGAACAGUGGCCUCUAGUUUAUUGGGCCAGCAUAAGACCAUUUGUCCAGAAAAUGAGAGAAGCCUAAUCAGGAGCCCCCCUCCCCUGAACUGCCUCUGGGAUCGAGGUCCCAGAGAGCUGCAAAUGCCACAGAAGAGGAGCCAGAAUUAAUGGGCCUGUCCUCACUGGAGAUGCUGCAGGGCCAGAGUGGUGUCCCCCCGAGUAGAGAAGUGUUAGGGAUUUUAUCCAGAAGAGUAGCUCGGGGAGAUGUGGCGGUUCUCCUCCAGUGGCAGAGGAAAGCCAGACUGAGGCAGAAGGAGCAGAUGCAUCUGUGGGCCCCUGAGGCAGAGCGGUGGUCGGGGGACAGAAGAUGGGCUUUGGCUUCAUACAGGGUCUCCAGGAUGAGUGUCAGUACCUCCUUCAGCCGCAGCUGAUUGUCCGGCGUUUGUUGGACGUGGCUGUGCUGGUGCCUGGGCGACCCUCCGAGCAGACCCUCUCCCUCCACAAUCGCUCAGCCCUGUACAAGGUCUUUGUGCCCAGCUUCACUUACAGGGUUUCAGCGCAGCUGGUGUGCGUGGGGGGCCGCGGGGCAUCUGCCUGCCCCCUGACGCUGCGCCUGCGUCCCAAGGCCCCACCCCUGCACAACUCAAGCUCUGUGGCCUGUGGAGGUGCCUCGGUAUGCCAGCUGGAGCUGGCACUACCCCCAUGGGGGCACUGGGUCUACGUGCGUGUGGAGACACCAUCCCGGGGCCCUGGCAGGACCGUCUGCUUCCAGCUGUGCGUACGGUUGCAAGAGUGCCCACAGCCCAGCCUGUCCCGUGCCCUGGUCCCCGGAGCUGCCAUGAACAUGCCCCAGUCACUGGGCAACCAGCCACUGCCCCCAGAGCCGUCAUCCCUCGGGGCCCCUGCCGAGGGGCCCGGGGCCACAUCCCCACCUGAGCACUGCUGGCCAGUGCGCCCGACGCUGCGCAAUGAGCUGGACACCUUCUCCGUCCACUUCUACGUCUUCUUUGGCCCCAGCGUGGCCCUCCCCCCUGAACGCCCAGCCGUGUUUGCCCUGAGGCUUCUGCCAGUGCUGGACAGCGGAGGUGUCCUCAGCCUGGAGCUCCAGCUCAACGUGAGCUCCCUGCGCCAGGAAAAUGUGACCGUGUUCGGAUGCCUGACUCACGAGGUGCCCUUGAGCCUGGGGGAUGCAGCAAUGACUUGUUCCAAAGAGUCCCUGGCCGGCUUCCUCCUCACGGUCAGUGCCACCUCCCGAGUGGCCAGGCUGCGAAUCCCAUUCCCGCAGACGGGGACCUGGUUCCUAACCCUGCGCUCCCUGUGCGGGGUGGGGCCUCGGUUCGUGCGGUGCCGGAACGCGACGGCCGAGGUGCGGCUGCGCACUUUCUUGUCCCCGUGCGUGGACGACUGCGGGCCCUACGGCCAGUGCAAGCUGCUGCGCACGCACAACUAUCUGUACGCGGCCUGCGAGUGCAAGGCCGGAUGGCGGGGCUGGGGCUGCACCGACAGUGCGGAUGCGCUCACCUACGGAUUCCAGCUUCUGUCCACACUACUGCUCUGCCUGAGCAACCUCAUGUUUUUGCCCCCCGUGGUCCUGGCCAUUCGGAGUCGAUAUGUGCUGGAAGCGGCUGUCUACACCUUCACCAUGUUCUUCUCCACGUUCUACCAUGCCUGUGACCAGCCAGGCAUUGUGGUUUUCUGCAUCAUGGACUACGACGUGCUGCAGUUCUGUGACUUCCUGGGCUCUUUAAUGUCCGUGUGGGUCACUGUCAUUGCCAUGGCUCGCUUACAGCCUGUGGUCAAGCAGGUGCUGUACUUGCUGGGGGCUAUGCUGCUGUCCAUGGCUCUGCAGCUUGACCGGCAUGGACUCUGGAACCUGCUUGGACCCAGUCUCUUUGCCCUGGGGAUCUUGGCCACAGCCUGGUACGCAGCGUCCGCCGCCGGCACUGCUACCCGCCCACGUGGCGCCGCUGGCUUUUCUACCUGUGCCCAGGCAGCCUUAUCGCGGGCAGUGCCAUCCUGCUCUAUGCUUUUGUGGAGACCCGAGACAACUACUUCUACAUUCACAGCAUUUGGCAUAUGCUCAUCGCUGGCAGUGUGGGCUUCUUGCUGCCCCCUCGUGCCAAGACUGACCGCCAGGUCCCGUCUGGAGCCCGGACCCGGGGCUGCGGUUACCAGCUGUGCAUCAAUGAGCAGGAGGAGCUGGGCCUUGUGGGCCCGGGAGGGGCCACUGUCAGCAGCAUCUGCGCCAGCUGAGAGGGGCUUUGGGCUGCCCUUGGGGAACGUGAACUCUUCCUCGGGGCAGAGAGCCCUUCCUUGGGUUCUUCCUGGGAGCAUGGAGUCCUCCCAGGGAUAAGAGACAAGUUGUAUUUCUUGAGGACAUGGAGUCUUUCUUAAGGACACGGAACUCUUUCAGGGACCUGGCACACUUCCCGAGGGCCUGGAGUCCUCCUGCAUCUUAAGGACUGGAGCCCGUGCAGGGCCACAGAGCCCCCUCAGGACCAAGGAGUCCCUCCCAGGGGUGUGGAGCCCUUCCCAGGGUAUGGAACCCUCCCGAGGAUAUGGAUUCCUUCCCCGGGAGACCAAGCCCUCUCAGGGACAUGGCAUCGUUCCUAAGGAAACGGAGUCCAUCCUGGGGAAGCUGAGUCUCCAGAUCUUCCCAGCAGCUCAGCAACUAUGGGCUCAGGCUUCCUUCCCAGAGGCAGCAUCUGGGCUGUGCUGCGCUGGGAGGGGGAUGCAGGACAGAUGGGGCUGGGACUGGGGCUGGGGUGGCUGGUAUCCUGAGUUGAUGCAGGUGGAGUCUGGUGUGUCUCCAAUGAAGUAUUUGCUGGUUC